AUGAAGUCAAUUGAAUCGAGUCUAACAAACGGUGGUAUUAAUAAACCACCACCAUAUCCUGUUGAACGUUCAACAAUGAUUAUUGAUCCACCAGUUCCUGAUCCUCAUUCAGCUGAUUUAGUUUCUGCUGUUCAAUAUGGUUAUUAUGAUCGUGUUGUUGAAUUAAUUGAACCUGAACCAAAUCUUGCUAUAACGCCAGUUAAUGAUAAUAUAACAUUACUUCAUUGGGCAGCUAUUAAUAAUCGUAUUGAAAUUGCAGAAUAUUUAUUAAAUAAACAUGCACAAAUUGAUGUCUUCGGCGGUGAACUUAAUUCAACACCAUUACAUUGGGCUAUACGUGACGAUAAACUUCAAAUGGUUAUUUUUCUUUUAUCACAUAAUGCACAAGCAUCAUUAUUUGAUGGUGAAGGUUUUUCAUCAAUACACCUUGCUAGUAUGUUUGGUCAUACAGAUAUUGUUGCAUAUUUAAUUGCUAAAGGACAAGAUAUUGAUUUACUUGAUAAACAUGGUAUGACACCAUUAAUGCAUGCUGUUAGAAGAGUAAAAAAUCGUGAACCAACUCAAUUACUUGUUCGACUUGGUGCACAAAUAAAUUAUCAAAAUCCAUUUAAUAAAUUUACAUCACUUCAUUAUGCUAUUAUUGGAUCAAAUAUCGAAGCUAUUCGAAUUCUUCUUGAUGCUGGAGCUAAAACUGACAUACGUAACUAUGAUAAUGAAGAUGCGUAUGAAUUAGUAGCAAGACAACCAACAAAUCAUAAUUUAGCUUCACUUUUAUCAUCAUAUCGAUUUUCAAAUCAUAAUUUACCAAAAUGGUUACAAUUUAAUAGUUUAUAUCGACGGUUAGGAACAAAAUUUUUACCUUAUUUUUUUAUAAUUAUUAUUGCAUGUAUAUUUCAAUUUAAUUUUUCAUUAAUUUAUAAAGUUAUUCUUAUUCUUGCAUUAAUUUUAUUAACAAAAGGAUAUAUGAUGGUAUUUUUUGAUAAUAAUGUUGAUCGAUAUUUACCAAUUGCUAUAGCUCAAGCAUCAAUAUUUUGGCUUUAUAUUUGUUAUUUAUAUUAUUUUCUUCAAUAUGUACAUAUAAUAUCAUGGAAUUUUUUUUGUCUUAUUAUAUGUACAUAUUUUUCAUGGAAAAAUUAUUAUUUUGCAAUCAAAAGUGAUCCUGGUGUUAUUAUUAAUAAUAAUCGUGAACAACGAUAUAGAAUUAUUAUUCAAUUAAUUGAACAAAACUUAUUUGAUUAUGAAAUUUUUUGUACAUCAUGUCUGAUAAGACGACCAAUUAGAUCAAAACAUUGUCGAGAAUGUCAUAGAUGUAUUGCAAAAUUUGAUCAUCAUUGCCCGUGGAUUGAUAAUUGUGUUGGUGAAAAAAACUUCCGAUAUUUUACUGGUUUUUUAUUUUUUACACCAUUAUGUCUGGGUUUUUAUCUUCGUGGCGCAUAUCUAUAUUACCGUUAUCAUUGUUAUGUAUUUUCGUCUGAAACAAUCAUUGAUAGUUUGAAACAAAUGUUAAAGUGUUCGCCAGCUGUUCUUUGGCUUUCAUCAAUUGCUCUUCUACAUAUAAUUUGGAUUAGUAGUCUUUGUAUAACAAUUCUUUUUCAGACUGCAACUGGUUAUACAACAAAUGAAAAAAUAAAUUCAUGGCGUUAUAGAUAUCUUAAAUUAAAAAAUUAUAGUCCAUUUUCAUUAGGAUGGAGACAAAAUUUCGUAGAUUCAAUUAAUCAACGUAUACUUUGGUAUAGACCAAUUAAUAUUGAUUGGACACGAAUUUAUUCAAUAGAGGAUUUUUAUCAAACAAUUCCAUUAAGAAUAAGACAAAAAUUAAAUUUAUCUUGUGUAAAUUCUUCCACGGAUUUAUUAAACGUCUGA
Rotaria sordida is the source of this 1863-nucleotide messenger RNA. NCBI's taxonomy places the organism in Eukaryota, Metazoa, Rotifera, Eurotatoria, Philodinida, Philodinidae. The record is from the annotation of a GenBank genome assembly.